UUGUUUACCACCUACCGGUGUGCUAUCGCGAGAUCUCGUUCCUGAGCCACGGGACUACGUCGUAGCGGAGUUCAUGUUCCCGGAUUAGACUACAGGGUGGAGCGUUUAAUUGACUGUCGGGAUUUCUUCAUGAAGGCCUAAGUCGGUCAGGAGCUAUGAGAAAGACUGUCCCGAAAGAUUGCACGUUGCAUAGUUGUGUUUAUUACGUCCCUUCUUUGUCGCUUUGAAGCCAAGAACCCAGUGCUAUGGACCCGACCGCGAGGUGGCUUUCCCGUCGACCAUGCACCAGCGCCGUUCCCAGGCCGCUCCGAACAUCGUUGAACUUCGAGGUGGAGAACUUCCGCUUGUUCGGUUCUCUGAGGAGGACAGCGACGACAGUGCACAACAGCUUGCCCUCUCUCAGAAACAUGUUGGACUUUGAGCAAGUACGUCGGUGUAUGCCUGAUGACGCAAACUACGUCAGCUUCUACCGCAGGCUGACGUCAUCAAUCAGGCCAGCGACACCCCGGAGCCACGUUAGUAUCAGCCUGUCAUCUACCGUCAACCAUGAACUUGAAAAUCACUCGCUUUCAGAGCUUCGACCCAGAAGUGACCCACAGAAUAAGAGUUUACAAACAACGGAAAUGACGUCAGUCUAGUGGUUUUCUGUAGGGAUGCUCUCUGUUGGUAACAUCAGCAGGAAGCCUAAUUCUCAAGCUGUCGUUGCAAGUGACUGCGAAAAGGAAACAACAGCAGAUGUGAAGUGCACGACAGACAAAAGGAGUAAUAAACUAAACCUAUGAUGUCGGACGAUUGAUGGGUGGAUGUUGAUGUCCUAAGAGGCUGGCUGGUUCAGCCAGGAAUACAACAAUUUCCCAUGAUUAAUUAUUAGACUGCAAAGCCAUCAGGUCUACUUCAAAGUACCAGGUGGACUAAUUUCAUUCCUGGAAAACAAGACCGAGGAAUAUGUGCGGUUCUGAUGUGCCAAGAACCUGUUCCGGCAAUAGUAAAACUGUGCAGGCUUCUCAGAUUCGGUCAUGUGAGCCAACGAAAACUAUCCUUCGCGGUACUCUUUAGGCCGUUUAGGGGUAGAAGGAAAUUUGUGUUUUACGCCGAGCCAGCAAAUAAGGCUACAUGUAUAUCACGGCCAGACUUAUAAACAGAUGUCACAUGCAGAGAAAGAACAGCAUGCCCGAGACGAACCCAGGACAGCCAAUCUUUAUUGUUUUGCGGUUACUCAAUGAGAGGCCAAUGCCAAGGUAAACAGAAGACGUGGCUGAGAGCGCAAAUGAGUGGAAUAACAUUACCAUGCAGAAUCUUUAUACAAUCACUCAAGAAAGCCUUCUGAAGUGAAUGAAUUAAUGAAACUGACGACUGUUCACUAUACACAAUUAUGUGUUGCGUAAACAGGAAGAGCUACCCAUCUGACAAGUCCUAAGCAGUCUGUGCAGCUCAAAGAAAUAAUACGCCUUGUUCUUUUUAUGCAUUUUAAUUCAAAGCACCAGCAUGCAGUUGAGACUCAGGGUACAGUUGGACUUAAGCUGAAGUAACUUGCAUUCAAAGGAAAUUAUAGCUAAAUGUGUUAAAGGAAAAGAUUAACAGAAGAAAAAUUGUAUUGGUAUAGGUAGGUUUGAAGCAGAAAUGCCUUAUUUUUCACUACCAUCCUCACAGCUUAUAGUAAAUCAUCAUUCAAUAACCCCACAAAUUUUAGUAGCUCAUUUAUUGUUAGCUGUCAGGGUAAUGUGUAUAAUAAAAAAUGUCAUCCUCAGCAAAAGUUAAAAUGUUUAAAAAAUACUUUACUUUAUGAUAUGUAUUUGCUGGAUGAAUGACCAUGAAGUUCACUUUGUGAAAAACAAUGGACCUUACAUCUUGUGCACAUUUAAAUCAUAACCAGGUGCUGAUCACACUGUACAGACAAAAAAUAUCAGAAUUAUGAGU
This is a messenger RNA of Pomacea canaliculata, 1917 nucleotides long. RefSeq lists its product as uncharacterized. The transcript is spliced from 3 exons. NCBI's taxonomy places the organism in Eukaryota, Metazoa, Mollusca, Gastropoda, Architaenioglossa, Ampullariidae. Bases 246 to 638 code for a protein of 130 amino acids. The record is from RefSeq and is a predicted model, not a curated record.